This is a messenger RNA of Pipistrellus kuhlii (Kuhl's pipistrelle), 1395 nucleotides long. RefSeq names its product class I histocompatibility antigen, Gogo-C*0203 alpha chain. The coding region runs from base 58 to 1191 and encodes 377 amino acids. Lineage: Eukaryota; Metazoa; Chordata; Mammalia; Chiroptera; Vespertilionidae. Gene Ontology annotation, cellular component: external side of plasma membrane. The transcript has 8 exons. The record is from RefSeq and is a predicted model, not a curated record. Gene Ontology annotation, molecular function: peptide antigen binding; signaling receptor binding. Gene Ontology annotation, biological process: antigen processing and presentation of endogenous peptide antigen via MHC class I via ER pathway, TAP-independent; positive regulation of T cell mediated cytotoxicity; immune response.
GAACCCACCGCCGCCGUGCCACGGAGUCUCCCUCCGCCUCCCCCCACCCCCCGGAGAAUGCGGGUCCAGAGGCCCCCAACCCUCCUCCUGCUGCUCCUGAUGGAGGCCUGGGCCGGCCCGCACUCCCUGAGAUAUUUCUACACGGCGGUGUCCCGGCCCGGCCGCGUGGAGCCCCGCUUCAUCGCCGUGGGCUACGUGGACGACACGCAGUUUGUGAGGUUUGACAGCGACUCCGCGAACCGGAGGAUGGAGCCGCGGGAGCCGUGGAUGCGGGAGCCGUGGGUGGAGCAGGAGGACCCGCGCUAUUGGGACGUGGAGACCUGGAACAUCAAGGAAACCGCACAGGCUUUCCGUGCGAACAUGAGGAACCUGCGGGAAUACUACAACCAGAGCUCGGACGGGUCUCACACGUUCCAGUGGAUGUACGGCUGCGAAAUGGGGCCGGACAGGCGCUUCCUGCGCGGUUAUGACCAGUUCGCUUACGACGGCGCCGACUACAUCUACCUGAACGAGGACCUGAGCUCCUGGACCGCGGCCAGCGCGGCGGCUCAGUAUUCCCGGCAAAGAUACGAGGACGUGGAUGAGGCGGAGGUGCAGAGGAACUACCUGGAGAGGGUGUGCAUGGAUUGGCUCCGCAAAUACCUGGAGAAAGGGAAGGACAUUCUGCUGCGCACAGACCCUCCAAAGGCACACGUGAGCCACCACCCCGUCUCUGCCCAUGAGGUCACCCUGAGGUGCUGGGCGCUGGGCUUCUACCCUGCGGACAUCAGCCUGACCUGGCAGCGUGACGGGGAGGACCAGACCCAGGACAUGGAGAUGGUGGAGACCCGGCCUGCGGGGGACGGCACCUUCCAGAAGUGGGCGGCCGUGGGGGUGCCCCCUGGAGAGGAGCACAGAUACACGUGCCAUGUGCAGCACGAGGGGCUGCCCGAGCCCCUGACCCUGAGAUGGGAGCCGCCUCCUCAGACCUUCAUCUUCAUCAUCCUGGGCAUCGCUGGGGGCCUGGUCCUGCUGGGAGCUGUGGCUGGAGCUGUGAUGUGGGGGAGGAGGCGCUCAGGUGGAAAAGGAGGGAGCUACGCGCAGGCUGCCAUCUCCUGUCUUGGGGGCUCUGACCACAUCCUGUCUUGUUCUACCCCAGACAGUGACAGUUCCCUGGGCUCUGAUGUGUCUCUCAAGGCUUCUAAAGCCUGAGGCAUGUGCCUUGUGAGGACUGAGUGAUGAAAGAUAUGCUCAGGCCCCAACUUCCUGCCUCAAGAAGUAGAUAGACCUGUGGACUGAAGGGUCCCAGGUUCCAUUCUGGUCAAGGGCAUGCACCUUGCUUGCGGGCACAUCUCUAGAAGGAGAUAGCUGAUCGAUGUUUCUAAGGCCUGCACUCCCUGAUCUAUACCCCCCCAG